GAUUUAAAAUUAUUCUUACUCGAUUUAUAUACGCAAAUUGACAUUUAAAUAAAUUUGGAUGACAACUGUUGCAUAAAUAUUGAAAGAAAUCGAUAUUUUAAACAGAAUUCGUAAGUACCUUCGUGUAUCAUACUUCAACUGUUCUUAUAUGAAAACAUACGAAGGUCAAUGUUUUUCAAACAACUUACUGUAUAUGGCGACAUUCAAUAUAACCUAAAAAAAUAACGUAGUGAACUUCAUCGUAGUUUAUGCAUGUUGUCAUUUAAAGAAAAUAAGUACAAAAACUUUUGGUAUUAAUCUAACCUCCCAUUGGGUAUUAUUCGUACGUUACGAUUUCAUAAUACUAUCGAAGAAAAUAUUAAAGGAAUUCAAUAAUCUUAUUAAUGUGUACUUUGUUCCCAUAUCUAAAUAAUCACAUCACUAAUAACAACAUCAAGUUUAUCAGCAAUUAGAAAGGACAAGGGAAAAUGUCAGAUGACGAAGAUUACAUGUCUGAUAAAUUUUUGCUAGGAAUUGAGAAAUGUAGUUCAUCCAGUCUCAUACAUAAACACGCAGACAGAAGGAAAUUUGAACUUAUGAAAAAAAAGACUGAAGUUGAUGCUAAUUUGAGAGAAAAGAGUUCUGUAAAAUAUAUUGAACAACAAAAAAGGGAAGAAGGUUUAUCUUCUGCAAUUACAAGUACUAAUAAAGGCUUUGAAUUGCUUAUGAAAAUGGGAUAUAAGCCAGGUCACGGUAUAGGUAAAACAGAAUCAGGAAUAACUGAACCAAUUGGUGUUGAAGUGAAAUUAAACAGACACGGUAUAGGAAAGGGCAUUAAGAGAAAAGAAAUAGAUAGUAAAAGUAGUUUGACUAGCGAUAAACUAAAUAAUAAAAAUAUGAAGGAUUUUCGUGGUAGAAUUGCACAGAAAAAAGCAGAGCAACUAUUGAGAGCAGAUCUCAGGAAAAGUCAAAAAGUUUGUGAAGAAUUGGAUUUGCAAUCAAAAAUAGAAAAACCUAUGGAAGCAUGGUUUUGGUUGCCUCAAGAAACUGAAGAUGAUAGCGAUACUGAAGAAACUGAAGAAAUUGAAGAAGAAUCUCCCCCUGAGACUGAACAAUUGGAAAUUCUUACAAAGUACUUAAGAGAUAAACAUUUUUACUGUAUUUGGUGUGGAGUAGCAUAUCAUAGUGAAGAUGACUUAGGAAAUAAUUGUCCUGGAAAUACAAGAGACGAUCACUAAAUA
Molecule: messenger RNA, 1220 nt
Organism: Hylaeus volcanicus
Lineage: Eukaryota; Metazoa; Arthropoda; Insecta; Hymenoptera; Colletidae
Product: G patch domain-containing protein 11
Exons: 3
Coding region: 468-1217 (249 amino acids)
Cellular component (GO): kinetochore
Molecular function (GO): nucleic acid binding
Source: RefSeq, a predicted model, not a curated record